AUGCUUGCUGCUAAAAACAUACUAAACAGGUCGAGCCUGUCCAACUCCUUCCGCGUCGCUGCGCGUUUGCAAUCUACCAAGGUGCAAGGCUCUGUUAUCGGUAUCGAUCUGGGUACCACCAACUCUGCCGUUGCUCUGAUGGAGGGUAAGGUGCCUAAGAUUAUCGAGAACGCUGAAGGUUCUAGAACCACCCCAUCCGUGGUGGCUUUCACCAAGGAGGGUGAGCGUUUGGUCGGUAUUCCUGCCAAGCGUCAAGCCGUUGUGAACCCAGAAAACACUUUGUUCGCUACCAAGCGUUUGAUUGGUCGUCGUUUCGAAGACGUCGAAGUUCAAAGAGACAUUAAGCAGGUUCCAUACAAGAUCGUCAAGCACUCCAACGGGGAUGCUUGGGUGGAGGCCAGAGGCCAAACCUACUCUCCAGCUCAGAUCGGUGGGUUCGUCUUGAACAAGAUGAAGGAAACUGCCGAGGCCUACUUGGGUAAGACGGUUAAGAACGCCGUUGUCACCGUCCCCGCCUACUUUAACGAUUCUCAAAGACAAGCUACUAAGGACGCAGGUCAAAUUGUCGGCUUAAACGUUCUGCGUGUCGUUAACGAACCUACCGCCGCUGCUUUGGCCUACGGUCUAGAAAAAUCCGACUCCAAGGUUGUUGCCGUUUUCGAUUUGGGUGGUGGUACUUUCGAUAUCUCCAUUUUGGACAUCGACAACGGUGUCUUCGAAGUCAAGUCCACUAACGGUGACACCCACCUAGGUGGUGAAGAUUUCGACAUCUACUUGUUGAGAGAAAUUGUUUCCCGUUUCAAGACAGAAACCGGUAUCGAUUUGGAAAACGACCGUAUGGCCAUCCAAAGAAUCAGAGAAGCCGCCGAAAAGGCAAAGAUUGAAUUGUCUUCCACUGUGUCCACUGAAAUCAACCUACCAUUUAUCACCGCUGACGCCUCUGGUCCAAAGCAUAUUAACAUGAAGUUCUCCAGGGCUCAAUUCGAAACUUUGACUGCCCCAUUGGUUAAGAGAACUGUCGACCCAGUCAAGAAGGCCUUGAAGGAUGCUGGCUUGGCCACUUCCGACAUUYCCGAAGUCUUGCUAGUCGGUGGUAUGUCCAGAAUGCCAAAGGUCGUCGAAACCGUCAAGUCUUUGUUCGGCAAGGACCCAUCCAAGGCUGUCAACCCAGACGAAGCUGUCGCCAUUGGUGCUGCCGUUCAAGGUGCUGUCUUGUCCGGUGAAGUCACCGACGUUCUAUUGUUGGAUGUCACCCCAUUAUCCUUAGGUAUUGAAACUUUGGGUGGUGUCUUUACCAGAUUGAUUCCAAGAAACACUACCAUCCCAACAAAGAAAUCUCAAAUCUUCUCCACUGCCGCCGCCGGUCAAACUUCUGUUGAAAUCAGAGUCUUCCAAGGUGAAAGAGAAUUGGUUAGAGACAACAAGCUGAUUGGUAACUUCACUUUGGCCGGUAUCCCACCUGCUCCAAAGGGUGUUCCACAAAUCGAAGUCACUUUCGACAUCGACGCCGAUGGUAUCAUCAACGUUUCUGCUAGAGACAAGGCCACAAGCAAGGAUUCCUCCAUCACUGUUGCCGGUUCUUCUGGUUUGUCUGAAAACGAAAUUGAACAAAUGGUUAACGACGCAGAAAAAUUCAAGUCUCAAGAUGAAGCCAGAAAGCAAUCCAUUGAAACCGCCAACAAGGCUGACCAAUUGGCCAACGACACCGAAAACUCCUUGAAGGAAUUCGAAAGUAAGGUAGACAAGGCUGAAGCCCAAAAGGUUAGAGAUCAAAUCACCUCAUUGAAGGAAUUGAUCGCUAGAGUACAAGGUGGUGAAGAAGUUAAUGCUGAAGAAUUGAAGACCAAGACCGAAGAAUUGCAAAACUCUUCCAUGAAAUUGUUCGAACAAUUGUAUAAGAACGACUCAGGCAACAGCAACAACAACAACAGCAGCAACAAUGCUGAAUCCGGUGAACCUAAGCAAUAA
This is a messenger RNA of Saccharomyces eubayanus, 1968 nucleotides long. It is a transcript of the gene SSC1, whose product is annotated as Hsp70 family ATPase SSC1. The transcript has a single exon. Bases 1 to 1968 code for a protein of 655 amino acids. Gene Ontology annotation, biological process: protein refolding; cellular response to unfolded protein. The record is from RefSeq and is a predicted model, not a curated record. Gene Ontology annotation, cellular component: mitochondrion; cytoplasm. Lineage: Eukaryota; Fungi; Ascomycota; Saccharomycetes; Saccharomycetales; Saccharomycetaceae. Gene Ontology annotation, molecular function: misfolded protein binding; ATP-dependent protein folding chaperone; heat shock protein binding.